AUGAUAUGCAUUGAAUACUUUUUCCCCAAGCAACCAGCUAAUAUGGAUGUAGAGCAAGCUCGCAAACUUAGGAAAGGAGUAAUCCCUCUAGUUGUGGGGCAUGUGAUUAUAGCAUGUCUAGGAAUGGCUUUUGUGUCUAUCUUAACUUUCGCAGCUUAAUUCUUCUAUAUCGCCUUACUUUACUCUAUCUAUAUGACUUUAAGACCUUGGCUUGUAUGGUUUUACAUGGUAAUCUUAGGAUUUAAUAUUGCAUCAGGACUAUUUACAGUAUUCCUGUACGAUGGAGCUUCAUUUGCAGUUUAUUUGUUAAUUCUGGUGGUCUACGUAUUCUUUAUCCUGAAGAUCAAGACAGACUCGCACGACUUCAGAAAUAUGACUGUGCAAGAACAUGGUUCUCAUUUUUAUCUUGAAGAUGGUAUCAGACAUAUGUACAACACUGCAAGACAAGAAUACUAGCCACUAAGAAGUGGUGGGUCUGGGCAGCCAGAUAAUUUUAGAGCCCAUGGCUAACCAGUAUUUGUUCACAAUUCAAACCCCUCAGGCAGGAACAGCAGAUUGGUAGAUGAUAAUGAAGAUGCAUCCUACGGAGAACCUCUUCUCCAAAAUCACUAUCUGAAUCAAAUGAGAGCUCAGUAAAACUAGAAUAACAACGCCAACAGACUUCCUUAUCAAAAUAAUCAGUAAUAGAAUUAACCAGGAGCGAAUGCAAUGGCUCUAGGCAUGCCAUUGAUUAGAGCAUUAGGUGCACAUAUUCAGCAGCAAUUCUAAGCAUAGCAAUAAAAUCAAGCUCCUCAAGUACAGCAAAAUCAGGGCUAAGGGAGAGUAAAUAUGAUGGACAGAAUUUAUGAUGAAGAGCAAGAGCAUUUUAGAAACAAUAGGAAUAGAUGA
Molecule: messenger RNA, 888 nt
Organism: Stylonychia lemnae
Lineage: Eukaryota; Ciliophora; Spirotrichea; Sporadotrichida; Oxytrichidae
Source: the annotation of a GenBank genome assembly